UUCAGUGGGUAGAGUUAGUGGCCAUUUGUUGAAAAGAUUCCAGAGAAAGACUACCUUCAUCAUGGCCACUCCGCAAAUUUUUCUGGACGAGAAUUACAAUUUGCACUAUCCACCAGGUGCCAAACACACCGAUGCCGCCUCAGAUGAUGUGUUGGCAGUGACCCAUGAGCAUUGGACUCAAUUUCCCCCGGUCCAUCCAUUCAUCCAGCACUUUUUUGGCAUCCUGUUCUUUGUUCUCUGGGUCAUCUCAGUUUCGGGCAACGGCUUAGUCAUCUUUAUCUUUCUCAAGAUAAAGACGCUACGAACCCCAUCCAAUAUGUUGGUAGUGGCAUUGGCAUUCUCAGAUUUUAUUAUGAUCUGCUCACUGGCCCCGCCGCUAUUCAUCAAUGUCUUCAUUGGCAAAUAUUGGGCCUUUGGACCUUUGGGUUGCGAAUUGUACGGAUUCUUGGGUGGAGUUUUCGGCUGUGCUUCUCUGUGGAUGAUCAUCAUGAUUGGCUAUGAUCGGUACAAUGUUAUUGUGAAAGGAUUCAAUGGUGUCAAAACUACUCCCUGUAUUGCUUUCCUCAUGAUCAUCUUCUCGUUUGCUUAUUCUACAGCAGUCUGUCUUCCUCCUCUCUUGAAAGUAUGGGGAAGUUAUAAGUUGGAGGGGCUCCUUUUGACAUGUUCCUUUGAUUACAUCACUGAUGAUUGGGUCAACAAGAGUUUCACACUAUUCUUCUUUAUUGGAUGUUACGGUCUCCCCAUGUGCUUCAUCAUCUAUUUUUACUCGCAAAUUGUCUAUGCAGUGGUGGCUCAUGAACGGGCUUUGAAGGCUCAAGCCAAAAAGAUGAAUGUGGAAAGUCUUCGAUCAAACACAGACGCCAAUGCCGAGAGCGCAGAGGUGAGAAUCGCCAAAGUGGCAAUCACCAACAUUUGCUUGUGGCUCCUGGCUUGGACUCCUUAUGCCGCUAUCGCCAUGAUUGGUCAGUUUGGGGGUGCUCACUUGUUGACCCCGGUGGUCACGCAACUCCCUUCGUUCUUGGCCAAGACUGCUUCAUGUUUCAACCCCAUUGUUUACGCCGUUAGCCAUCCCAAGUAUCGAGAGGCACUGACCAAGGAGCUACCUUGCCUAGGAAUCAAAGAACACUCGGAGACAGAGGAUACCAAGACGACAGCAGUGUCAAGCGAAUAAUCUUGAUGACAUUUCUUUGGCUUUGAAACAUUUGGUGUCUGAUAAGUGAUAAGUGUAACCCCCUGAAUUAUUGUUAAGGAAUAAAAACAGCAGAAACGUCA
Molecule: messenger RNA, 1272 nt
Organism: Tigriopus californicus
Lineage: Eukaryota; Metazoa; Arthropoda; Copepoda; Harpacticoida; Harpacticidae
Product: compound eye opsin BCRH2-like
Exons: 7
Coding region: 62-1171 (369 amino acids)
Biological process (GO): visual perception; G protein-coupled receptor signaling pathway
Cellular component (GO): membrane
Molecular function (GO): G protein-coupled receptor activity
Source: RefSeq, a predicted model, not a curated record